AUGGCAGGCAGAAAUAAAUGUCAGAGUUGCAAUGGAAAUGCGACUUUAAAGGAUUCGUUACAAUGUAAAUUAUGUAGUUCAGUGACUAUGCAUUGGAAAUGUAGUGGAGUAACUGAACCAACAACAAAAGAACUCCUGCAGGCUGUUAAUUUCGUCUGGAUAUGUAAAAACUGCCUUGAACAUAUUGACAUGUUUAGAUCGAAUAAACAGCUAAGUGAGUUGACAGAGGAGAUAAGAAAGUUGCAAGAAAGCAACGUCUCACUCAGUAAUCAGGUAAAGAUUGUUCAAAAAAAAAUUGACAGCAGAGAUGAUAACGAAAGUAUUGAUGACAGGAUUGUGGUGCUGCAGGAAAAUCUUAAAAAAUCUUAUGCAGAUACUCUAAAAGAUGUUGUGACUACAAAUGUUGUGAAGUUAAAUGAUGAGGUGAUAAACGACUGUUUCCAAGCGUUAAAAAAGGAGAUGAUCGAGACGAAGGAAGCAGUCAGCGUUGAGUUCAAAAAUGUGCAGAAGACACUGGUCGAGGCAUCUGAGGCUAAAGAGAAAGAAAGAAAUAUUAUGUUGUUCCGACUGUCAGAACAUGGUGAUGACAAAAAGCGCAUCAUUCAAAUAUUUAAGCAUUUGACAGAUGAUGCUGUAAAUGACAAGGAUGUCAUUAAAAUAUUAAGAUUGGGGAAGAAAAAGAAAACUCAAAUAGGCCAUUGCUGA
Messenger RNA from Helobdella robusta, 705 nucleotides. RefSeq lists its product as hypothetical. The record is from RefSeq and is a predicted model, not a curated record. The transcript has a single exon. NCBI's taxonomy places the organism in Eukaryota, Metazoa, Annelida, Clitellata, Rhynchobdellida, Glossiphoniidae. The coding region runs from base 1 to 705 and encodes 234 amino acids.